Andrographis paniculata is the source of this 2044-nucleotide messenger RNA. RefSeq lists its product as uncharacterized. Lineage: Eukaryota; Viridiplantae; Streptophyta; Magnoliopsida; Lamiales; Acanthaceae. The record is from RefSeq and is a predicted model, not a curated record. Gene Ontology annotation, molecular function: transmembrane transporter activity. Bases 252 to 1745 code for a protein of 497 amino acids. Gene Ontology annotation, cellular component: membrane. Gene Ontology annotation, biological process: transmembrane transport. The transcript has 4 exons.
GAAACGGGUAAGGGUGGUCUAAAACGUCGAAGUCAAGAAAAUUAUUAUAGAAGGAAAAUAGAAAACAGAAGGUUUAAUGGCAUUUGGAAUAUGCGAAUACCGAAACGUGUUUGACUCUUCAGUUCCUCACUGCUCCGCGCGGCAAUUUUCCAUUUUCCUCUUUCCUGCUACCGGAGAAGAGAAUGAAGAUCUCAAGAAGACGAUGAGAUAGCAGAAGCAACCUAAACCCCCACCCAGAAAAUAAAAUUAAAAUGAGAGCGGAGACGCUAACCCUGGUGCUGGUAAAUCUAGCUGGAAUCAUGGAAAGAGCGGACGAAUCGUUGCUUCCGGGAGUCUACAAAGAGGUUGGGGAAGCGCUCCACGCCGGCCCCACCGGCCUCGGCUUCCUCACACUUUUUAGAUCCAUGGUGCAGGCCGUUUGCUACCCCUUGGCGGCUUAUCUCGCAGCUCGACAUAAUCGGGCCCGAAUCAUCGCUUAUGGCGCAUUUCUCUGGUCUGCCGCCACCUUCCUCGUCGCCUUCUCUUCCUCGUUUUUCCAGGUAGCCGUGUCAAGAGCUUUGAACGGGAUUGGCCUUGCCAUUGUUGCUCCUGCAAUCCAAUCCCUUGUAGCCGACUCAACAGAUGAUGGAAACCGUGGCAUGGCUUUUGGGUGGUUGCAGCUCACCAGCAACCUUGGGGCUAUCAUUGGUGGAUUAUUCUCGUUAUUGAUAGCCCCGCAUACAUUUCUGGGGAUUCCCGGCUGGAGAGUUUCCUUCCAUCUAGUCGCCAUUGUUAGCAUAAUUGUGGGCAUUCUAGUCAGGAUAUUCGCUACUGACCCUCACAUUGACAAUGGAACGAUUAAUGAAGCCUCUUCCUCCAAGUCAUUCAAGUUGGACAUACACAAUCUUUUAAAUGAAUCAAAAUUAGUAAUGAGAAUCCCAUCUUUUCAAAUUAUUGUAGCUCAAGGUGUCACCGGUUCGUUUCCUUGGUCGGCGUUGUCAUUUGCUCCAAUGUGGUUAGAACUCACUGGUUUCUCCCACGAGAAGACUGCUGUCCUUAUAGGCAUGUUUGUUAUCGGGAACUCUCUUGGUGGUCUAUUUGGUGGUAGGAUGGGCGAUUUCCUGGCAAAGCGCCACCCUAAUUCUGGCCGGAUAAUUUUGUCUCAGUUAAGCUCUGGAUCAGGUAUUCCACUUGCAGCAAUUCUCUUACUUGCUGUGCCAGGAGAUCCCUCGACGCCGCUCCUGCAUGGUCUGCUGCUCUUUGUCACGGGCUUUUUCAUAUCUUGGAAUGCUCCGGCCACAAACAAUCCAAUUUUUGCAGAGAUCGUCCCAGAGAAAUCCCGAACAAGUAUAUAUGCAUUAGACAGAUCCUUUGAAUCCAUAUUGUCAUCAUUUGCUCCUCCCACAGUUGGACUAUUGGCUCAAUACGUCUAUGGAUAUAAACCAGUUCCGGAAGGCACCCAAGAUAUUUCUACCGACAGAGAGAAUGCUGCAUCUUUAGCCAAGUCUCUUUUUGCAGCUAUAGCCAUCCCAAUGGCACUAUGCUGUGUCAUUUAUUCAUUCCUCUAUGUCACAUAUCCAAGAGAUAGAGAGCGAGCUCGAAUGGAAGCUACCAUAGCAUCAGAGAUGGAACUCAUUGAAUCAAACUCUCCGGUCCUUAUGGGGAUUCAAUCAAGUGAAGCAAAAGAACUUAACCUGACCAUUGAUGACGAUGCAUCUGAUUACGAGGAAAGUGAUGAAAGGACAUUGAUUCAUCAUAAGGUUUAAACAUUCUUGUUAAGAUGGUUCGGGUGAAGCUGUUAACGCCGAGCUGAUUUCAGGUAUGCUUUUCUUGCAUUGAUCUGCUGUAGUAAAAUUUACUUUUAGAUGUGCCAUUUGAAGUUUUUGAUUCAUUUGAAAAUAGUUAAAGUUGAAAGAAAUAAAUGUAUAAUAGUGACAUAAAUUGCUGAAUAGUUGAUAUUUAUAUGACAAUAUGAGUAUAGCUUCGUUUUAAUCAUCUCUAUCUUCUAUCUGUAAAUUUUCAAGAAUAUACAGAGUUUGUCUUAGUUGUUUAUUUUUAUCUAUGC